CAACGAAACCAUACGACGAAAUAAUACACGAUAGGUAAAGAAGUAGAGAUUUAUAAUAACAAAAGCUCUGGCGCAUCGAGAUCGUUUACCAGUUGGGGGAACUAAGAAGGAAAAUUAGCAGCCUCCUCGAGAACCUUCGAAGGAAGUUGUCGAUUUCUUGCCUAAUAUUUAGGUACCUUUCGUAGACUUCGUGUUUGUCUCUUUUUUUUUGCUUUUCUCCUUUCUCUCUCUCUCUCUCUCUCGCUCGAUCGAUUAAAGUGAAGGCUCGGUAGUGGCAGUUUGGUUAUUAGAUAUAGAGAUGGCGAGUGGGUUUGGUGAAUCAACAAGCAUGCCACCUGAAAGUUCAACUUACUCAGGCAAUAAUGCCAAUGAUGCUGGUGAUUUUGAAUGCAAUAUAUGCUUUGAAUUAGCUCAAGAUCCAAUUGUAACCCUUUGUGGUCACCUCUUCUGUUGGCCUUGCUUGUAUAGAUGGCUACACCAUCAUUCGCAUUCUCAUGAGUGUCCAGUUUGUAAGGCUCUUAUACAAGAAGAAAAAUUGGUUCCUCUUUAUGGCAGAGGCAAAAUGCAGACAGAUCCACGUGCCAAAUCUUAUCCAGGCAUUGAUAUUCCUAGUCGCCCAGCUGGGCAUAGACCCGAAACGGCCCAUCCUCCUCCCCCUACCCCUCCACAUGAAGGUAAUAACUUCCCGAAUUAUGGGAUUGGAUCAAUGGGGGGAUUUGUACCAACUAUGACUGCAAGGAUUGGUAACUUUACAUUGUCAACUGCUUUUGGUGGUCUUGCUUUAUUCCCUUCCUUGUUCAAUGUUCAAUUUCAUGGUUUCCCGGAUGCUACAGUAUAUGGAACGACAUCUGGUUUUCCAUAUGGAUUUCAUGCAUUUCAUGGUGGCCAUGUACAUGGAUUCCCCCAGCCAAGGAGUCGAGGGCAGCAUGCUGAUAAUGUUUUGAAGAAUCUUCUUUUGUUUAUUGGUGUCUUGGUGGUCCUUGCUCUGCUUUGGUGGUAAAUAAAUCAUUUGCCACUUGAAUUUGAACUGCUAUUAGUCAUGUUGAGGUGUCAUCCUGUUUCUGUAUAUACACCAGCUGUUUUGGUGAUUUCUUUACAUUCUCAAGAAAGAUGUUAAUACUUAAUACGAUACUUUCUGAUUCUGCAGUGGUUAACACUUUCUUAUGGAUUUUAUGUUUUUCAAGAAUGGCUUUUAAAUCCUAAACAGUCUGCUGUUUUUA
This is a messenger RNA of Hevea brasiliensis (rubber tree), 1220 nucleotides long. RefSeq lists its product as uncharacterized. Gene Ontology annotation, cellular component: endoplasmic reticulum. The transcript is spliced from 2 exons. Lineage: Eukaryota; Viridiplantae; Streptophyta; Magnoliopsida; Malpighiales; Euphorbiaceae. Gene Ontology annotation, molecular function: ubiquitin protein ligase activity; ubiquitin-like protein conjugating enzyme binding. The coding region runs from base 299 to 1000 and encodes 233 amino acids. Gene Ontology annotation, biological process: ubiquitin-dependent protein catabolic process. The record is from RefSeq and is a predicted model, not a curated record.